Molecule: messenger RNA, 2593 nt
Organism: Megalopta genalis
Lineage: Eukaryota; Metazoa; Arthropoda; Insecta; Hymenoptera; Halictidae
Product: protein Wnt-4
Biological process (GO): cell fate commitment; canonical Wnt signaling pathway; multicellular organism development
Cellular component (GO): extracellular region
Molecular function (GO): frizzled binding; cytokine activity
Source: RefSeq, a predicted model, not a curated record
CACAGUACGUACGCGAGCGUUCACGGAGUGUCAUCUCGUUCGUGUCGGCUUCGCCUCUAUCGAGACGAGAAGUUUUCUUCUGCGUAUUCGCACGGGUCUCUGCAAUCUCACCGGACGCGUCGCCGGUACACCUCCGUGUUCUCACGGUGGAUCCGCGAUCGAAUCGUCCACGAUCCCAUCACGAUCGCGUCCGCGUACCUCGACUCACGAUUCGAAAAGCGCGGUUCCAACGGCAGCCUUUACACUCUCGUCGUGCGGCAAGUGCAUCGCAUCGGGAGAGAGAACACGAGAACUGAUUCUCCGCGGUUGUCCGUCGUGUGCCCAGUGAUACGUACACAUACACACACACACACACACUCGUCAUACAUACACACACGGCCGGCCGAGUAAAACAUGUAAACAAUAACGCACCGUUGGAAAGUUAACGGACGAAAACAAAGAGAAAGCAUAGCCGAUAUCUGCACGCCGCGACUCGGUGCGAGAGGUAACUGCGAUCGGCUCGAUAUCACGGACGACGUUCGAUUCUCGAUCUGUCAGCCUCGGGAUCAACCGUCGAUGCGAAUCCUCGAUCGAUAUCGACUAUCGUAAGAAUGCGUGGCUGAAGCCAGGGGAGAGAAGUCCGAUCAUCGUCCUUCGUCCUUUAGUUUCUUUUCGUGCAUUCGAGCUACAGACGAUCCACGAAAGCCCCAGCCAGCCCCCAUCAAGAAUUCGACACGAAGAUGCGGCCCGUACUGACAACCUUCUUCCUCGUACCGUUGCUGCUCGUCGCGUGGCAAAACGGCGCGCAGGCCAACUGGUGGUACCUGGGAGUGGAGCCCCGGCUGAAUAGCGGAUCGGCCCAGGGCAGCAGCACCGACGGACAGGCACAGAUCGUCGGCGCGGGUGUGAUCGGCCCGGCGAGCGCCGAAAAGAACUGCAAGAGCGUGCACCUGACCGCCAAGCAGCAGGCGAUAUGCUCCCGCUCGCCACCCGUCCUGCAGGCAGUCAGCGCGGGCGCGAGAUUGGCCAUAGAGGAGUGUCAGCACCAGUUUAGAUCAGCCAGAUGGAAUUGUUCCAUCACCCCGGAAAAUCCGGAGAACGUUUUCGGCGGCGUGAUGCUAGUCAACAGUCGCGAGUCAGCGUUCGUGUAUGCAAUAUCAGCGGCGGGGGUGGCUUACAGCGUCACCAGGGCCUGCUCCAGGGGCGAGCUCACCGAUUGCUCCUGCGACAACCGGGUCAGGACACGCCGGCCGAAUAACUGGGAGUGGGGCGGUUGCAGCGAGGACAUACACUUCGGCGAGAAGUUUUCGCGAGAGUGGUCCGACGGCGGCGAGGAGCCGGUGAAAGACGGUGUCCUGCACGGGCCGAAAGGGCUGGCUGGCCAGCUGAUGAGGAAGCACGAUAGCGAAGCUGGCAGGCGCGCCGUCCGCUCGAGAAUGCAACGCGUGUGCAAGUGUCACGGUAUGUCGGGUUCGUGCAGCGUCCGCGUCUGCUGGAGACGACUGCCAGCGUUCAGGGUGGCCGGUGCGGCUCUGGCAGCGUUGCACGAAGGCGCAGCUCUGGUACGACUGGCGCAACGCGGCGGAAGAAGAGCGGCGAGACUGAGGCCAGCUCGUCCGGACCUGAAGCGACCGAACAAGACCGACCUUGUGUACCUCGAGGACAGUCCGGACUACUGCGAGAAAAACAUCACGCUCGGUAUCCCCGGCACGAGAGGAAGGAUAUGCAACCGGACGUCCCUCGGAUUGGACGGAUGUCGUCUUCUUUGCUGCGGCCGGGGCUACCAGACGCGAGUCCGCGACGUGACCGAGAAAUGCGGCUGCCGGUUCGUCUGGUGUUGCAACGUCGAGUGCGAGCUCUGCCGGCACACGCGCGAGGAGCACGUCUGCAAUUAGGUGGUGCAAUUGCAUUCCGGUCGGCCUACCGAAAGGUGCUUCACGACCCUCUGCGUCCAGGCAGAUAUCUUUCCGCGACGAUGAUUCCUCGGGAGGCUUCCCCCCCGCCCCUGAAACCCCCGCCGCCCUCCCGCCGCGCGACAAGACGCGAUCAAGAUCGCCGCGAGGAUCACCGGAGCCGGGUAGACCAACGCUUCUACCAACGCUGUUUUAAGUUAAAAGUUCAAACCAUAAGCCCGGCCUGGCCGGCCGGCCCCCUCCCAUCUCACGGGGGGUCGGCCACGGGGCCGUAAAACCGCCGCGAGAGGCUACAAAGUGUGACACGUUACGUUAGAACAUUCUGUACCUGACAGUCAGAGUGUCGUAAGUCCACUCUUCGGCAACGGUGACUUUACGCGUAGUUUUCAGACGGUUAGAGGAACAUAUCUUGGCAUACGGUCGUGCUCCGCGGGGCGGUCCCAACACGACCACCGAUCGUCUUCCUUGUUUCCGUUGCCAACGGACCCACGAGGUCGUCCUGGGUCGGACACCCUCCCAGGACACCCGGCCGAACAACGCCGGUUUCUCGGUUCGCCUGAGUCGCUUCACCGCGGAGCUCGGAAAUGCGCGCUUCUCGAAACCUUCGUUCGGAGAUUGUCAAAUUUGGCAACUACGGUAAUGUCUCUCUAAUUGACGCUCGGAUUGUCCACAAAAAUGGACGAUUUGGGAGGAGGCUACCG